AAAAAGAGGAUUGGCUCCCAAACAAAUAGAAACUAAACCCUUUGCACUUCCUCAUCUUCUUCUUGUUCCCCUACUGUCGCCGCCGUUAAAGGACUUUUUUUUUCAGAGGCGGCGAUGGCGGAUCUUCUUCCACCUCUUGGGACGGCACAAAUCGAUGGGAAGACUAAAGUAGAUGAGAAAGUUGAUUACUCGAAUCUCCCUUGCCCUGUUCCUUAUGAGGAACUCCACCGUGAAGCUAUCAUGUCUUUAAAGGCAGACAAUUUUGAGGGUUUGCGCUUCGACUUUUCCAAGGGACUGAAUCAAAAGUUUUCUCUUAGCCACAGUGUAAUGAUGGGACCAACAGAAGUUCCUUCUCAGUCACCUGACACGACGAUCAAAAUUCCAACAGCCCAUUAUGAGUUUGGUGCCAAUUAUUUUGAUCCAAAGUUGAUGCUUAUUGGAAGGCUUAUGACUGAUGGUAGGCUAAACGCAAGAGUUAAAGCUGAUUUAACUGAUAGGUUGGUCUUAAAGGCGAAUGGUCAGCUGUCAAAUGAGCCUCAUAUGUCGCAUGCAAUGUUCAACUUUGAUUACAUGGGAUCAGACUACAGGGCCCAACUUCAACUUGGGAACAGUGCUUUAAUUGGAGCAACCUAUAUUCAGAGUGUGACACCCCGUCUAUCUCUGGGUGGGGAAGUGUUUUGGGCUGGCGUGCCUCGGAAGUCUGGUAUAGGUUACGCUGCAAGAUACGACACUGAUAAAAUGGUGGCUACUGCGCAAGUUGCUAGCACCGGAACUAUAGCUAUGAACUAUGUUCAGAAGAUUUCCGAGAAGGUCUCACUCGCCACUGAUUUCGCGUACAACUACUUAUCAAGAGAUGUUGUGGCUAGUGUUGGGUAUGACUACAUUCUCAGACAGUCUCGUGUGCGGGGAAAGAUUGAUUCAAACGGUGUUGCAUCCGCUCUCUUGGAAGAAAGAUUGAGUAUGGGACUCAAUUUUCUCCUAUCUGCAGAGCUUGACCAUAAGAAGAAGGACUACAAGUUUGGAUUCGGUUUAACAGUCGGCUGAUAAAAAGGAUGAUGCUCCACGCAAUAAGCCUGGCUCUACACACGCAGCGCAGGGGUUUCAUCUUGUGCCGGGAUUCAGUUAAAUUUGUUGUAUUUUAGGCUUUUUGGUCGGGGAACGUUGAGAAGUUAAAACAAAAACAAAGGGACUUUUGUGUUGUUUUUUAUGCGGUUUAGGUUUUGUCGUUACUAUUUUUUUUUAAAGAUCUGGUAAACUUGCCAAGAGGUGUAUCAUUUACUUUCCAUACAAGAAAAAACAUUUUUCCUUGUUUACUAAAUAA
This is a messenger RNA of Raphanus sativus (radish), 1321 nucleotides long. Its product is annotated as mitochondrial import receptor subunit TOM40-1-like. Gene Ontology annotation, biological process: protein import into mitochondrial matrix. NCBI's taxonomy places the organism in Eukaryota, Viridiplantae, Streptophyta, Magnoliopsida, Brassicales, Brassicaceae. Gene Ontology annotation, cellular component: mitochondrial outer membrane translocase complex; mitochondrial outer membrane. The record is from RefSeq and is a predicted model, not a curated record. The transcript is spliced from 11 exons. Gene Ontology annotation, molecular function: transmembrane protein transporter activity. Bases 115 to 1044 code for a protein of 309 amino acids.